GCAGUUCAGAAGGAUCUGUCUCUCCAGCAGUCUAUAGUACUUCCGGGUAGUUUACGCUCCUGUUGUCAGUGUUCUCCUUUAUUCAUCAUCAUGUCCCAGAAGAAGGUGGCAGUGAUCCUCGCUGGCUGCGGGGUGUAUGAUGGCAGUGAGGUCCACGAGUCCUCUGCUGUGCUGGUGCAUCUGAGCAGAGCUGGUUCUGAGUAUGUGCUUUUCGCACCCAAUAUAGACCAGAUGCAUGUUGUGGACCAUGUGAAAGGACAGCCCACUGAGGAAACUCGUAAUGUGCUCACAGAGAGUGCGCGGAUCGCAAGAGGAAACAUUAAGGACCUUACAGAUCUGAAAGUCAGUGACUAUGAUGCACUCAUCAUACCAGGAGGCUUUGGAGUUGCUAAGAAUCUCUCUACCUGGGCAGUGAAAGGGAAGGACUGUUCUGUUCUAAAGGCUAUUGAAGAAACUAUUAAAGGAUUUCAUGCUGCUAAGAAGCCCAUUGGCCUGUGCUGCAUCUCCCCUGUGCUGGCUGCAAAGCUGCUUCCUGGGUGUGAAGUCACUGUUGGCUGCGAUACAGAGUGUGACAAGUGGCCCCAUGCAGGAACAGCUGGAGCCAUUACACAGCUUGGCUGUAAACAUGUCAACAAACAAGUCCAUGAAGUUCAUGUGGACAAGAAAAAUAAACUGGUCACUACCAGCGCGUUCAUGUGUAACAGCCCAAUACAUGAGAUCUUCGACGGCGUCGGUGAAAUGGUUAAAGAUGUACUCAAGCUAACUUAAAUUGGUAAUGGAAGAUGAAUACAGCUGAAUUCUCAAUAUAUAGUUAAAACUUCAUUGUGUUGAAUAAUGAAUUUAUUUAUUAACCUGAAUAAAGUGUCACUUUUGAUAUUCA
Messenger RNA from Pseudophryne corroboree (corroboree frog), 880 nucleotides. Its product is annotated as glutamine amidotransferase-like class 1 domain-containing protein 3, mitochondrial. Bases 91 to 768 code for a protein of 225 amino acids. The transcript is spliced from 4 exons. The record is from RefSeq and is a predicted model, not a curated record. Lineage: Eukaryota; Metazoa; Chordata; Amphibia; Anura; Myobatrachidae.